AUGUUACAAGAUGAUUCUCCUGAUUCGGAAAUGAAUAUAGCAAGAGAAUUUUGGAAAACGAUAUUCAAUGGAUAUGAUAUAAAUAAACCUAACAAAGUUUUACCAUACGAUUAUCGUGAAACUGUCGAAAUUGUUGGUCGAUCCGGUUUUGGUGGUACUCUGUGCAGUUCGAUUGAAGAUGAGGAAUUGGUUUGUAGUAUGUUGACACUUGUGCAAGAACAUAACGUGUCUAUGUUUCAAUUAUUUUUAACUUGUUAUCAUUUGUUCAUUUAUAAAUUAACAGAUGAUAAUGAUGUACUCAUAGACAGCAUCACUGCAAAUCGUUAUCGUCCAGAAAUUGAAUAUGCGAUUGGUAUGUUUCUAAGUUUUUUCCCAUAUAGAUUAGCUAUUGAUCCAAACAUGUCAUUUAUUGAUUUGUUGUCAAAAGUGCAUGGAAAUUGUGUUAAUAUUCUACAACAUUCCAAAUUACCAUUACCAGAAAUAUUAAAUAUACAAUACAGUGGUAAUCCACGUAUGGAUCGUACUUCUUCAACCGUAUUUUUCUUUGAAACUGAUACAUAUAAAAUUGAUGAAGUUGUUCUCGAAGAUGCUGUUUGUAAGUUCCUUCCUGACGCAGAUCGUCCUGCACAUAUAUCAAAAUUUGAUUUGUUGUUUUCUGUGAAACACGAUGUUUCCGACACAGGUCAACCACAGCGAUUCUUUCUGUUGUGGAACUAUUCAACCGAUUUAUUCACUGAAAAAACAAUAUCUAAAAUGGAUAAACAAUUUAGACACUUAUUAAAUAUUCUGUUUUCAAAAUCAUCUAUGUUCGAUAUCAAUCAGCAACCAUUGUAUGAACUAUCGUUAUUUAGUUGUUAG
This is a messenger RNA of Didymodactylos carnosus, 858 nucleotides long. Lineage: Eukaryota; Metazoa; Rotifera; Eurotatoria; Philodinida; Philodinidae. The record is from the annotation of a GenBank genome assembly.